CGCUAUGAUACGGCAGUGUAUGUUUUCUAAUGGCUGCCCAUGCUUAUACUCUUGUCUGACUUAUGGCGCCAAGAUUCCCAUGGUCUCGCUGUCAUUUUCCGAAUGAGAUAGCCCAUAGUAAUGAUCGUUCUCCAACUGUGCGGUGCUGGCCAUAUACAACCAUGGUGAGGGCUGGCGAGUGGUCACUGGGCGGGGCUAAUCUUCGGACAUUAACCUUAUGUGCGACAAUACGCACGGAUGCUCGCGCCGGUUAAGAGAGGCACGAGUCAUUCAGUCUACUCGAGGCUCCAGAGGACACGUCUCCAGGAGCAUAUCCAGCCCAAACACCGUAACACACUCAAGGGAAGCCGGAUCCUGGUUGACUACAAAAGAUCAUCACAACCUGCUCGAUAAUUGAAAUUCGUCGCUGGGGAUGUUUUAUCACAUGCAGUACGUUCGAAGGUAUUUAAGGUGACUCAACACAGGCUCCAAAAGCACUUCAGCGGUGCAUCAUGAGUCUAUUAAAGAUUCCCUUCAUCAUAGCUCCGGCUAUUGGCGUCCAUAUUUCGUUCAGUUCUUCUUCUCCACCGCCUUCACCCGAAGAGAAGGUGGAGUCCCCCACGCUCGAAAUCAUCAUUAUACGGUUUCAGAGUCUUUGGGGUAAUAAUACAAAGAAGAUCUGCACAUGGGCAGCAUCAUCUGCUGAAGUUGUCAACAUCCUUGUCAUGCAUGUAGAUCCCUCGCAGAUUCCAGAGGGCAUCUAUGGCGCCAGAGCUCUGCAGCUUUUGCGCGUUCUUCACCCCACGCCAAUCACUCCCGCUUUCCUUGCCGGCAGUCUUGCUGUCACGAUUGGCGGCGUGUUCAGGCUUUAUUGUGUGUCAACCUUAGGGAAAUAUUGGAGCUGGCCGCUCAGCAUCAGACGAGACCACAGACUUGUGACGAGCGGGCCAUAUUCUCUCGUUCGGCACCCAAGCUAUACCGGUUUCCUUCUCCAAUAUAUUGGGCUCAUUGUCAUGUAUGGAGAGCAAGGAUCGUGGUUGAGGCAGUCUGGGAUUUUACAAGUACCUUUAGUAAACGUGCUAGUAGCAUUUGGCUUCAUCGGGUUUACAGUAUGUGCUUGGAUGGCUAUCAGCCGACCUCCAGUGGAGGACAAGAUGCUCCAGCGUGCACUGGGAAAAGACUGGGAGAAUUGGGCGAAGAGGGUGAAGUACCGAUUGCUCCCUGGGGUUUAUUGAUCAUAUGCAUACUGAGCGCUCCGCUUGUUUGUUUGUUUGCUGUACGAGAUUGGUAUCCUGGGUCUGUUGUACAUAUAAUAUAAACCAUGAAAAAG
Messenger RNA from Suillus subaureus, 1309 nucleotides. RefSeq lists its product as uncharacterized. The transcript has 2 exons. Bases 492 to 1214 code for a protein of 240 amino acids. NCBI's taxonomy places the organism in Eukaryota, Fungi, Basidiomycota, Agaricomycetes, Boletales, Suillaceae. Gene Ontology annotation, cellular component: membrane. Gene Ontology annotation, molecular function: protein C-terminal S-isoprenylcysteine carboxyl O-methyltransferase activity. Gene Ontology annotation, biological process: C-terminal protein methylation. The record is from RefSeq and is a predicted model, not a curated record.